UGCAGCCCUCACUCGGAGAGGCAGCGAGGGCUGGGAAGGCAGGAAGGAAAGAAGGAAGGAAGGAAAGAAGGAAGGGAAGAGGGAAGGGAAGAGGGAAGGAAAGAGAUAAGGGGUCUGUCCUGGAGACGCCAUGGCCGCCCGCACCGUGCCCCACGCCUACCCCAUGAGCUCUGAGUACGAGUUUGCCAACCCCAGCAAGAUCUACGACCAGAACUUUGGAGAAGGUGUGUCCCCGUCGGAGAUUUUGGCCCCUGCCCUGUACCACGGCUACUACAUCCGGCCCCGCAUCAACAAGCAGCUGGAGAGGGGCACCUCGGAGAUCUGCCUGAACCAGCACAAGUUCCAGGUGUUCCUGGACGUCUGCCAGUUCCUGCCCGACGAGCUCAGCGUGCGCACCGUGGACAACCUGCUGGAGGUGGCGGGGCAGCACCCGCAGAAGGCUGACCGCCACGGCUUCGUCUCCAGGGAGUUCACCAGGACCUACAUCCUGCCCCUGGACGUGGACCCGCUGCUGGUCAGGGCCACCCUGUCCCACGAUGGCAUCCUGAGCAUCGUGGCUCCCCGCACGGGCAAGGAGGUGAAGGCCAGAGUGAACGAGGUGGAGAUAACCCAGCAGGAGCAGCCCGUGGGGAAGGAGGAAUGGGCUGAGGAAGGAAAAGAGAAGGAAAAGUCCUAAAGGCCGCAGAGCUGGGAAGGUGGGGGGGACAGGGAUGGGGAAUCCGCAGCGCCAGAGCCCUGUUUGUCACCAUCAGUGUUCAGCAGGGCCCUGAGGCAGCCACACUUCUGCUUCUCGAGGCUGGUGGCUGGGAACAAAAGGGACUUGGAACUGGAAAAAAGAGUGGGGCUGAAGUGUGAGUGUGAGUGACUGCAAUGCAAGUUUUCUAGGGGUCAGGUGAGCAUGCAGGGAGCUCACUCCUCCCUUACCUGUGAGGCUGUGUCCCAAUGGACCGAGCUCCAGCCCAGAAGGGCACUGGGAAGAAAGCAAAGGGGAUCCCAGUGCUUCUGAGCUGGGGGCUGAGAUUCCUGCAAGGGGGGUGUUGAUCUGUGAAAGUGCCUGCAGCAAUCAGGAGGAGAGAGGAAUAAAUCUGCCUCUGCUCUUC
This is a messenger RNA of Serinus canaria (Common canary), 1100 nucleotides long. RefSeq names its product heat shock protein family B (small) member 2 (gene HSPB2). NCBI's taxonomy places the organism in Eukaryota, Metazoa, Chordata, Aves, Passeriformes, Fringillidae. Gene Ontology annotation, molecular function: structural constituent of eye lens; protein folding chaperone. Gene Ontology annotation, biological process: response to heat; protein refolding. The coding region runs from base 131 to 676 and encodes 181 amino acids. The transcript has 2 exons. The record is from RefSeq and is a predicted model, not a curated record.